AAUUGGCUUUUUUGCUGCCCUAUUUUCCACCCACUACUGUUUACCAGCCUCCCUCUCGCUCGGAUUCGCGCGCCGCCCUCUCGCUCGCACCCACGCGACGCGAUGCUGCGUCUGCGCUGCUCUUUUCGUUACUUUGCUCUCCCGUUUUCGCCCGCCUUGCCGCCGUACCGCCUGCCGUUAACCGUUAUCCUCUCGUCCUGCCUCGCGGCUGUUACGUCCUCUGCUGCUCAACAGUUUCCUGCCAACGUCCCGUUACGACACACCGUUACGUUGUUCCAAUCAGAACCACGGGAUAGCGACAGGAGCGACGGAUCGGUCCUUAAAUUGGUUUUAAUGCAACCACCUGCCACCGUUAAUCCAGGGAUACUCGGUUAACGGUCCCCCGCAGGUCCUUCGCCGCCAUCGCUCGGGCUUAACCCAUAUUCCGCUGUUUGUUUUAGUGCUACUUCAUUUUUUUCGCGAGUGUCUUCUUGGGUUAUAUAAGUGCGGAUUUGCUGGGAAACCCAGGAAAAAGUUAGAAAAUCAACGCGAUAUUCCCCGCCAAUAAAAACAGAUAGCGGCACUGCGAUGGCGUCUACUACUAAUGCACCGUUAUCACCUGCAAUUAAGCACUAACAAAAGCACCAAACCACAAUAAGACCCAGCUAAGCUAAGCCACAACUUAAAACACGGCAACAAGGGGUUAAGAUGUUAUUUAGCCACCCAGCAAAGUAUGCUACGAAAAAUGUCCAGUGAGUUGCUAGUUACUUGAAUGCAACACCAGGUGGCGCCGCAGAAAGUAAAAGCAGAGCCAACAUUUGGACGAACGGAAACGGAAGUGAUAUAGAGCACACCUAGGCCCCCACACAGGCACACACACUAACCCACACACAGCACCCACACGCACACGCAUAGAACUUUGUAAUAAGUCGAAAUAAUAAUAAAACGCAAUCAUGGCCAACACAGCUCAGUUAUUGCGCCGCCAAAGCUCCCGGGACAUAGUGCUCAAAAGCCAGAAGAGCAUCGAUCAGUUGGAAUUAAGGGAACUACGCGGUCGCCUGGUGACGAAGGAGCAUGGCGUCAGCCACCACCACCACACAUCGCUGCACCACCACCAGCCGCUGUAUGGGGCCACCAACCAGGGCUUCAUGUCCGACGCCUUCGACGAGUCCUCGGAACUGGAGCAGGACCCGCCGCCCUUCGGAUCGGAGGCGAGCACCUCCAAGGCCAAGGCCGAGCUGGUGGCCAAUGCCGCCGCCUCCGCGGAUCAGCAGGACAUCGUCGAGGGCGAGAAGGAGGGCGAGGAGCGGGAGAGCUGGGACAGCAAGAUCAUGUUCCUGCUGGCCACCAUUGGCUACGCCGUUGGCCUGGGAAAUGUGUGGCGCUUCCCCUACUUGGCCCAGAAGAACGGCGGAGGCGCCUUCCUGGUGCCCUACUUCAUAAUGCUGUGCAUCCAGGGCAUACCGAUCUUCUACCUGGAACUGGCCAUCGGCCAGCGCCUGCGAAAGGGAGCCAUCGGCGUGUGGAGCCAGGUGUCGCCGUACCUGGGCGGCAUCGGGAUCUCCUCGGCGGUGGUCAGCUACAUAGUGGCCCUGUACUACAACACCAUCAUCGCCUGGUGCCUGAUCUAUCUGCUGCACAGCUUCGAGUCGCCGCUGCCCUGGGCGGACUGUCCGACGCGGCUGUACAAGAACUUCACCUACGACCAUGAGCCGGAGUGCGUGGCCUCCUCGCCCACGCAGUUCUACUGGUAUCGCACCACGCUGCAGUGCUCGGAGAGUGUGGAUCUGCCGGAGAACUUCAACUACCACAUGGCCAUUGCGCUGAUCGUCUCCUGGUUCCUGGUCUACAUCUGCAUGGUCCAGGGCAUCACGUCGUCGGGCAAGAUCGUCUACAUGACCGCCAUCUUCCCGUACGUGGUGCUCAUCAUAUUCUUCUUCCGCGGGAUUACGCUCAAGGGAGCGGCCGAUGGGGUGGCCCAUCUGUUUACCCCUCGAUGGGAGACCCUCUUGGACCCGGUCGUCUGGCUGGAGGCCGGCACCCAGAUCUUCUUCUCGCUGGGCUUGGCCUUCGGCGGCCUGAUAGCCUUCAGCUCGUACAAUCCGGCCAAUAAUAAUUGCUACAGGGACGCCAUACUGGUGUCGCUGACGAAUUGCGGCACCUCCAUGUUCGCCGGCGUGGUGGUCUUCUCGGUCAUCGGGUUCAAGGCCACGGCGACCUUCGACCGCUGCACCGAGGAGCGCAACGGGUUGAUGGCCCAGAACCGGACGCACAACCUGCCUGUGUGCGAUCUGCAAACGGAACUGGCCAAUAGUGCCUCGGGUACUGGCUUGGCCUUCAUCAUCUUCACGGAGGCGAUCAAUCAGUUUCCGGGGGCUCAGCUCUGGGCCGUCCUCUUCUUCUUGAUGCUCUUCACUCUGGGCAUCGACUCGCAGUUUGGGACUCUGGAGGGCGUGGUCACCUCGCUGGUGGACAUGAAGCUGUUUCCCAAUCUGCCCAAGGAGUACAUUGUGGGGGCCCUGUGCUUCUCCUGCUGCCUGAUUUCCAUGUGCUUUGCCAACGGCGCUGGCAGCUAUAUAUUCCAGUUGAUGGACAGCUUCGCCGGCAAUUUCCCGCUGCUGAUCAUCGCGCUCUUCGAGUGCCUGUCCAUCAGCUACAUCUACGGGGUGCGGCGGUUCUCGGAUGACAUAGAGAUGAUGACCGGAUCGCGGCCCAGCUUCUACUGGAUGUUCUGCUGGAAGUACCUGUCGCCCUGCGCGAUGGUCACCAUCCUGUUGGCCUCCUUCUACCAGCUGCUGACCGAGGGCAGCAGCUAUCCGGCCUGGAUUGGGGCCAAGGGCGCCUCCGAGUCCAUGGAGUGGCCCCACUGGUGCAUCGUCGUGGCCUUCUUCCUCAUCCUCUCCUCCAUCCUCUGGAUUCCCAUUGUGGCGAUUCUGCGUCUCUGCGGCAUCAAGGUGGUGGAGGACUCGGACCCCGCCUGGUUCCCCGAGGCGGAGCUGCGGGAAGUCCACGGCAUCGUGCCCCACGAACCGACCGAGCUGGAGCGCAGCAUUUUCUGCUUCAACAUGGACGGCACGGAGGGCAUGUGCUGCCCCAAGUACGGGCUACCCGAGAAGUCCCUCGAGGAGGAGGAGUAGGGAAUCCCCGAAAGCGAGGUAGACAACAACGACAAUAAAUGAAAGGAAACCAAAACCGAUACCGACACCGAAACCGAAACCAAAGCGAAAUAGAAACGGGUGAAACAUAUAAUGAUUCUCGAUGUAAAUAUGGACAAUAACUAAGCAUAACUCACCGAUGUUAGGCGGCGUCGAUGUCAACACACUCCUAUAUAUGGUCCCAAAGACUGUUCGAAGAUAAAGCAAAGCCAAGGAAAACCAAAAAAAGAAAAGCCAUAACCAUAAUGCCAGGCAGCCGCAACAAGGAAAAUAGGAAGAUAGCGAUACUAGGUAAAAACUCGACGCUGGAUGCGCGGUUUCAUUCAAGCAGAAAGCUAUAGAAAAGCAUUGAAAAACAAAGGCCGAAAUCAAUGGCAACGUUUCCGCAUAACUUCAUUAGCAUGUGGCCAUAUAGGAAUUUAUAUGCGAUUAUUUCCAUUGCCUUUUCCAUUGCGCGUUUCUUUCAUUUCUUCGAAAAGGGCACCGAGAGAGAGUGCGUAGAGUUGUUAUUUGGCCACCCUUAUAGGGUCUACAUAUCCGAUUUCGCUGUCAUACUAAGAGAAACCACAACUUGCUGACUAUAUACGAUAUAUACGAUAACUAUAUAUGAUAACUACGCUGUAUUCUAGACCUAAUCGUUUAAUUUGACCAUAUCACGCGAGCAUGGGGCACCACCUAUGAGAGAUAUAUAACUAUAUAGUGACUAUACCUAUGCCACAGUUCAUUCUCUGUUGUGAUCAGCUCGGCUUUCUGUGUUUACUGCUGUUUAUCGAGGAUAAUGUUGCUCACGAAAUCAUAUCACAUCCAGAACUAUGCUUAAACUUUAAAGUCUCGGUGUUAUAGAGAAGAAUUGGAGGGGAGGUACAUAUAUGGGAAAUGCGUUAUGUUUUGCUCAAUCGAGAGAUAUACGAUACAAAUUACUUGUUGCUAACCGAUGAUCACCCACUCCACUCCACUGUACUUAUGAUCUAUAUAGGGGGUAUAUCUGUAGCUGUAUAUUUACAUUAAAACUAACAUUGACAAAACGCAAACGCAACCGUUCAAAUGGGUGGAAAGGAACUCUACAUAGAUAUACAUAUACAUAACUGGUGAAGGCAGCUUAAGGUUUAUCCACCCACUAUAUCAUCGCAUUGAAGAACUAUUAUUAUACAAGUAAACGAAUAUAUAUAUAUAUACGUAUGGUUAAUGGUGUGUUGAAAUGCGGCUAAGGGGCGUGUGGAUUGGGUUCACUUCCCUGAGAACGUGGACGUCACUGGAACACUUUUAGGAUCGAGCUGGGAAAAGCCCUUUAAAAUCAAUUCACUCCCCCAAAUAGCAGUCGAUUUCACUGUAUUAUAAAUUCUACAUUUCUUUAUGGUAUAUUUAUACAUAUACAUCGAUAUAUUAUAUACAUCUAUUUAGAGCGAAAGGAAAACAGAUAUAUUAUACAUGUAUUAAGUGUUAUUGAUGUUGACAAUAAAGAAACCCCUACGAAACGAGUUUUAAACCGAAGCGAAACAGAUGAGAUAUAUAGACAACCUUCUGCUACCCGAAAAGAACUCACAGCCCCAGCCCACAGUUUGCGAAAAUCCAAAUGGAGUACGAUAAAAGCAUAAAUAUAUUCACGGCAAAGCAAUAAUUAAUUAAAUACCCGAAGCGAUUCGAUUAUUAUGAUUGUAUUCUUGUCAUUAUUUUGCCUCGUAUUUGGUGUGAAAUUCCCCCAUGCGUACUGAACACAUAAAGUUAAUACCACGUAUCAUAAUUUACUAAUGUUAAAUUCGCAGCCAAUAAAAAAUAUAAAAAAAUUCCAACUAAAUGACAAUAAACAGUAUGAAAUUAAA
This is a messenger RNA of Drosophila biarmipes, 4954 nucleotides long. Its product is annotated as sodium-dependent neutral amino acid transporter B(0)AT3. Bases 933 to 3116 code for a protein of 727 amino acids. NCBI's taxonomy places the organism in Eukaryota, Metazoa, Arthropoda, Insecta, Diptera, Drosophilidae. The transcript has 7 exons. Gene Ontology annotation, biological process: sodium ion transmembrane transport. The record is from RefSeq and is a predicted model, not a curated record. Gene Ontology annotation, cellular component: membrane.